AUGGGUCAAGCAGCGACGCUACCACAGAGAAAAGGCACCUAUAUCAUGGAGCUUCAUGAAUGGUAUAGAAAGUUUAUCAAUGAGUGCCCUAGUGGACUGAUUACGCUCCAUGAAUUUCAAAGGCACUUCUGUGAUGGUACAGUGGGCAACGAGUCUUCAGAAUAUGCCGAGCAGAUAUUCAGAACUCUGGACAAUAAUGGGGACGGGAUUGUUGAUUUCCGAGAGUAUGUGACUGCUAUAAGUAUGCUGAUUCAAGGCUCCCCUGAAGAGAAGCUGCGAUGGUCCUUCAAGUUGUGUGACAAGGAUAAAGACGGCGCUAUUACGCGAUCAGAAAUGUUAGAAAUUAUGCAAGCUAUAUAUAAAAUGAGUCUGGCUGCUUCUCUAACAAAAGCAAACCCUUUAACUGUGGAGGAAUGCACAAACAAGAUAUUCAGCAGACUGGACAAAGACAAAAAUGCCGUUAUCAGCCUAGAAGAGUUUAUCGAAGGAGCUUUAGAUAACGACUGGAUACGUGAAAUGCUCGAGUGUGACCCCAACACAGUCAAAGUGGAAAUGCCUCAGAAAACCUCUCCUGUCUAGCAAGCUGCCUACCUCUGCAUGACUCAACACCAUUAAGGAACCCAACCUGUAGGGAAUUAUACAGCUCCUUAGCAACAAGCUAUUUAUUGCACAGUAGUUGUGGUGAUUUGAAAAAUUUAAAGAGACACUGCCUGUGUAGCACUGUAAAAAUAGCAUUAUGCAUUUUUCAAUGACUUACUGUUUUUUUGAGAAUUACAGGUCGUAGUUCAUA
This is a messenger RNA of Polyodon spathula (Mississippi paddlefish), 790 nucleotides long. RefSeq lists its product as uncharacterized. Gene Ontology annotation, molecular function: calcium ion binding. Lineage: Eukaryota; Metazoa; Chordata; Actinopteri; Acipenseriformes; Polyodontidae. The record is from RefSeq and is a predicted model, not a curated record. The transcript is spliced from 5 exons. Bases 1 to 579 code for a protein of 192 amino acids.